AUUAUGAUCUCUGCUGCUUGUUGUGUGUUCGAUUGUCCAGGAGGUGUGCCUGCAGACCAGGUUGAUUCCGGUGGGAGGCUAACCUUAUUUCAUCCGUUCCCCAUUGGCGACCCAGCAAGACUGGCCGAGUGGUGCAAUCUGCUGAUGCUCGAGGCUGAUUCCAGUUUUGGGGAGAUGUAUGUCUGUAGCAGCCACUUCUCCCCGCAGCAGUACGAUUUUUCCUCCGAUUGCAAAAAGCCACUGAAAUCCGACGCAGUGCCGGAUAAAAAUCUACCAAAGAUAAUGCUAGUCGAGGAAUCACCAAAGGACGACAGGAAGUCAUCAGUUGCCCAAAGAAGCACAGAAGACCGGUUCAAUCCACCGGUGCUGGUGGUGGACGAUUUGGGAAAAGUAUGCCGGCUCUGUCUAGAAACAGAUGAGCAGGGUACACAUGCAUCGCUGUUUGCCAAAGAGGACAUUGUGGAAUUUAUUAGGCAAUCGAUCGGGAUCGAGCUCUUGCCCAACAACGAUUCGUAUCCGCAGAUGAUAUGUCAAACAUGUAUCGAGCGGGUAACGUACAUCCAUCGGAGUCGAGAAUGGUUCCACAAAAACGAUCAUUUUCUGAGGGAGCUGGUUGGUGAGCUUUCCAACGAAACGGCUUUACCUCACCCGGAGCCCUUGGAGGAAGAUGCAAUUUUACCGGACCGGGAGCCGGUCCAAGAUGUGAAGAUGUUGGGAGCAAUCGGACUAUUCGAAGGCUCCAUAGAAGGUGAAGAGGUCACCCUGAACCAGCUGGGUGUGACUACACCAGAGGACGACAGCUACCUUUCGGAUGAUGAGCCGUUAUCGAUGCGCAUGAAACGCUCCCGACGGACUUGCACCAAACCUAAACAAAAACCAAAAAGGAAACCGACAGACGCCCGAUCGGAGAUGAUCCGGCAAGCCAGCGAAGCGGAAAAGAUCAAUGGCCAUUACUGGUGCAGAUGUGGUGCAUUUUAUCUCGAGAUGAAACUACUCUCCAGGCACAUCUGGGAAGACCACGACAUAAAGGGGCUGCUGAAAACGAAGCGGCAAAAUACCAGGCUAUCGCAGCCGCAUGUGCCGGCCAAUCCGUUGCUGCUGGAACAAAUGGCCGCCGUGUUCAACGGAUUGGAUCGAGAGCAGCAGUAAACCAAAGGAAGAUGUGGUCCAUGAGGGUGGUAAAUAAAUGUUUGCAGCAUG
Messenger RNA from Aedes albopictus (Asian tiger mosquito), 1200 nucleotides. RefSeq lists its product as uncharacterized. Gene Ontology annotation, cellular component: nucleus. NCBI's taxonomy places the organism in Eukaryota, Metazoa, Arthropoda, Insecta, Diptera, Culicidae. The record is from RefSeq and is a predicted model, not a curated record. The transcript has 3 exons. Gene Ontology annotation, molecular function: zinc ion binding; sequence-specific DNA binding. Bases 4 to 1149 code for a protein of 381 amino acids.